GUAUGUGGUAGUGAAUAGCGUGUGAUCAAACUUGGAGUGUAUUCUGACUCCCUCUGGUGCCUUAUCCUCAUUAUGACAAGUUUAUUUAGUGCAAGUUAUUACGAGAGUUGUCAAGGCUGUUUUCCCUAUCUAAGUGAUAUAUCAACAUGUGCAUCACUAACGGACAAAUAAAAACACCCAUGAGGACUCAACUAACAACCCAAACAAACUCUGAAAACAAAAAUAAUGUGAGAACAAAUAAUAAGAAAACAAAAAAGACAAAUAUAGGGGAUAGAAAUCAGGAGAACAUCUGGCAACUGUGGCAAUCGCGCAAUCUCUCAGUGUUACUUCAGGAGUCAGACGGGAAGGGUGUGCGCGUCUAUCCUCUUACUGGCGUUCCUCAUGUGCUUUCCCCAGUGCUUGAAGUGACACGGGAGCGACACACGCCUGUCACAAGUGCGCUAAAGUGUAAAUAAAUCCCCGGGAGGAGGAAUUACAACCACUGGCGCCACUGUUCCCGUAGAGGCAGUUUGCAUUGAUGUGGUGACAGUCCGUAAGCACCAGUACGAGCCUCCUUACUCACCAGUGGGUUUGGCUCACCACCUCCUGGAAUGAAUUGAUUUAAAAACGCUACCCGAAGACGCCACUCUGGCAGGGCUGAGCAAGGUGGCUUGGGGGCAGUUUGGCCAAGCCGGCUCCCACCAGCAGUGCCUCAAACCGGGUGCAUCAGCCCCUCCCACUGCCAGGGCAGAUAUCGUAGCACAUGCUCACCAACAGCCUGUCAGUCAUGGGUGAAGUUGAUAAGCCGUUUGGAUGCCCCCAGCCAGGAUGUGGGAUGAGCUUCACCAACGAGGACCAUCUCACAGUUCACCGGCGCCGUCACGAGAUGCAGUUGACGGUGAAUGGGGAGCACCACACACCCUCUCUAGUCAAGCACACCGGCUUCAUUAUAGACCAGACACCCACGCCGACAAGGUUCCUGCGACAGUGUGAGGAGGUGGGGCUUUUCCAAGAAAUUAGCUUGAAUCCUUUUGACGAGCAGUUCCGGAGAGCGUCCCUGCUGAGAUCCCACCACUCCAUCACUGAGUCCAUCGGGGGUAGCGAGAGUCUGGACACCCCAAGAGUCCUUCCCCCGCCAGCAGAUUCUGAUGAGACCAUCUCCUCCACCUCCCGCGAUGACAUCUGUGGCACCACCUCCACCACCACUAUCACUUCCACCCUAACCACCUCCAGCCACGCCUACGUCCCGCCUCAGACUGCCACCACCACCUGCCCUGCCUCCCUCGCUGCAGCCAGAGUGUUGGAUGUGGUGGAGGAGGAGGCGGAUCGAGGAGAUGGGGCCACACGGCGUCUCUCCCUCAAUGUGUCCUCAGCAGCAGAGGCUGGCCAGCAGUCCAGUUCUGUCAUCUCCACACCAACGCCUGUCAUCACUGCGGGGCCAUCAGUCACACAGUCCUUAGGCGCUGUGGAGAUCGGCAAUGCGACCUCUGUGAAGGUUGGGGGAGUGGGCCCAGCCUCAGCGCAGCAGCCAGCCAUCUGUGCUGCCCCCAGCAGUGUGCCACCCUCACCAAGUGCCACAGUCCUUCAGCUUCUCCUCAGGUUACCAAACGGCCAGGCCAUCCCAGUGGAGAUUCCCGCCACUCCCGUUGUGUCAUCAUCCACUCAGAGCGGCACCACCACCAACAGCUCCACCACCACUACUGUCUCUUCUAUGGUAGCAUCACCUCCAAACCCUCACGACAAGUCACCUCAACAGUCCCUUGCCAAAAUGAAGCUGAAACAAGUAUUAGCCUCAAGCAGCACAGCAGCACGGCCCGGCAGCAGCAGGACUUCCAGAGCCAACACAGCGGACCGCAUCGCAGAAAUGACAAGAUCGCGCAACUUCAGUGGCACAAGCAGCACUGAGGUGGCUGGUCAGGGCUGUGGUGUGUUUGUGGGUGCUGAGGGAGAGUGUGAUGAUGACAGUGUGUCUGCCAACCCCACCAAGGGAGAGAGGAAGAGGCGAAAUUCAUCAGACAAUGAAGAUCCGGCUGAAAAGAGAAAGAAAUUCCUGGAAAGAAACAGAGCGGCUGCUAUCCGGUGUCGGGAAAAGAAGAAAAAAUGGAUAGAGAAUCUUUCAAUGAAGUACGACGAGUUGGGAAGCAUCAACCAGAAGCUGCAGUCGGAGGUGUCGUCCCUGCGCUCUGAAGUUGCCGUCCUGAAGUCCAUGUUACUUCAGCACAAAGACUGCCCAGUGACUCUUGCCAUGCAGGGAGAUGGUACCCUUGAUGGAAUGAACGGGAGCUGCGGGCCGGCCCCCCUUGCCCCCAUGCUGGUGCCGGCGCCGGAGCCGUCCCUUGCACACAAACCACGCACACGUUCCCUCUCCCUGCCCUCCAUCCCCUCCUCGGAGAACAUCCCCGUGGAUCCCCUCCCAGUGAACCUGUCUUGCUGUGUGUAUGCCUCGCCUCCCGCCACCACCAUUGUCACGUCUGCCUCCUCCACUUCUUCCCCUUCCACCAAGGUGAGUGCAGUGCCUCCAGGUGUGCUGGGGAGGACAGGCACAGCAUCAGUCAGUCCUGUUAACCUAACCAGUAGUUUGAUCACCACCAACCAGCACCCAUCCCCUCACAGCCCUGCUACCUCCAUUGCCCGCAUCAUAAAGAUUUCCUCAGGGCAAGUGUCCUCCCCACAAACCCAGCUUCUUGCCCCAGCUGUGGUGCCCUCCACACUCACCACAGGAGGACACACAGGGAAAGUGAGCAAGAUUGUGCUGGGCCAACCAGAAAUCUUGACAACGGACAUCAACCUGAUGAACGGAGCCCCAAACGUCAUCAUGGCAGCAGCGGCUCCCGUCAGCACCACCGCCUUGCCUCAGCCACAACUCCUCAACCUCACCCUGCAGGCGCCGCAGAGCAAGGCGUCGUCGUCAGUCCUCCGCAAAUCUAACUAGAAUUAGGAUUAACAAAAGUACAAUAAGUUGAUUUUCUACCACACUCUUUGAGGUGAACCUUGCUCAAAGGUUCUUGCUGUUGAAGAUAGUUUGUAAGAUUUAUACUUUAUAUAGAUAACAGAUUUUCUAAAAUACAAGAAAAAUAUGCAGACAGGUUUUAGUGUGAAUCUCCCCUAUGUUGAAUAUAUAUUAUUUUAGCAAUGUAAAGAAUAUCACAGUUGUUAAAGUUUGUUUAAAUUAUUAUGACAAAAGAUAGCAAUACUGUUUAUGUAAAUUUUAUUAACUAACAAAAUUAUGCCUUACCCUAAAAGGGUAUAAGCAAACAAGAUUGCAAUUGCUUUUCAAUUUAACUGAAAGGUGCAAAUAAACUUGUUCACACAA
This is a messenger RNA of Portunus trituberculatus (swimming crab), 3292 nucleotides long. Its product is annotated as cyclic AMP-dependent transcription factor ATF-2-like. The record is from RefSeq and is a predicted model, not a curated record. The coding region runs from base 743 to 2911 and encodes 722 amino acids. Lineage: Eukaryota; Metazoa; Arthropoda; Malacostraca; Decapoda; Portunidae. The transcript has 15 exons. Gene Ontology annotation, molecular function: DNA-binding transcription factor activity, RNA polymerase II-specific; cAMP response element binding. Gene Ontology annotation, biological process: regulation of transcription by RNA polymerase II.